This is a messenger RNA of Cyphellophora attinorum, 1221 nucleotides long. RefSeq lists its product as uncharacterized. NCBI's taxonomy places the organism in Eukaryota, Fungi, Ascomycota, Eurotiomycetes, Chaetothyriales, Cyphellophoraceae. The coding region runs from base 1 to 1221 and encodes 406 amino acids. The transcript has 2 exons. The record is from RefSeq and is a predicted model, not a curated record.
AUGCAGAUCUUCUGGAUAGGCCUACUGGGCGUUGCGGCUGCUCAGCUCGACUCCGUCCCGCAAGGCUUUGAUCCCAAUCACUGGGCAUGGGUCUCGAAUACGGAUCCUUUGCUCGCAGUUAUACCAGGGACUUUCAACCGCAGCGUCUAUGAGGCACCUUCAGCGGCAAAUGUGUCUGACCAAAGAGUGGUAUCCAUCAAUGACCAGAUCAACCAGACCAGCUUUGUCGCGUAUGAUGAGCGCUUCUUUGACAUCAUCGGGCCAGACGCUGUCGUAGAGCAGCUCCAGGCGCUGGCGUUCCAAGUCCACGAGGCUCCAUGUUAUAUUCCUGAGACCAACUCACUCUUCUUCGUGGAAUGGGGGCCACCGGGUGGAGGAGAAAAAGGACGGCAUGACUCCCAGUAUCUCCUUGAUCUCACGACCAACAAUCUGACGCUCAUCAAAACUAAUCCUCCAUCCUGGAAUGUCCACGGCUGCGUCUAUAGGUCGGGUCAGCUCCACGUAGUUACCGAUGGAGGACCAGAGGAGACUGGCUACCUUGCCACCAUAGACCCUCAGACAUGGAAACGAACAACGCUGCUGAACAACUUCUAUGAGCGUCCCUUCAUUAGCUUCAACGAUCUCGAGAUCGAUGACGACGGCAACUAUUACCUUACCGACUCAUAUUCCGGCUGGGGCCGGACAUUACAUCCUUAUGGCGUGCCUACGCCUCCCACGGUCUAUUUUGUCAACGGCACAACCCUUAGACUGAAAGAGCUUGCUGUCCUUCCCGUUGGCGGAAAUGCAAACGGCGUCUCUCUUUCUCCUGACGGCAGUACGCUCUACCUUGCGGACACUGGUGCGACAGGCGCUGUGGCCACGAACAAGACCGCGGCUCGCAACCCGCAGGGUGGCCGUGACAUCUAUGCUUGGGACUUUGCUGUAUCAAAGACGACGGGCGAGCGACUGCCACUGCUCACGAGUCAGAAAUUGCUCAGCCGAGCGAUACAGUACUUCUAUGAUGGUAUCAGGGUCAGUGAGAGCGGCCUUAUCUUUGGGGCAGGCGGCGAGGUUGUGGAAGUGAUUGAUCCUGAAAGCGGAUGGACGCUGGGAAGCAUCAGGUUCGGUGGUGGUGGCAAUGACCCGGUGAAUGUAGUCCUGGGAGAGCAUGAGCUGUGGGUUGUGGGUAAAGGUGGUGUCUGGCAUGUGAAAGACGUGAAGGAGACACUGAGACGAUAUUAG